UCACUUUUCCCUGGUAAAUUUCUAUGUUCACUCCAGGGGCCAGUUUAGAGUCGUAUGUGCUGUGUUGUUCCAAUUCCUACAAGCUCUUUUACAGAUCCCACCCAGUGUCUUCUCUCGGCUUACUCCGCCUUCUACUGUAUGCAUCACUUUCUGACAUCACAAUCCUUCAACUACAGCCUCAGGCUCCACCCAUAGAGAUGCUGACCCUUCCCAACUGCCAAAAGCUCUCUCCUGUCUGCCUAGGCUGGGCCUCCUUCAACUUAUGAGAUACAUCUGCCCCUUUGGUCAUCUAAACCUAUGGGCACCCUCAGGCCCCCAGGGGCACUAGAACACCUGCUUUCUGCAUGAGUCACCUGGGGAUCUUUGAAGAGUGAGAUGAUCUUGAUAGCAUGUUUAUCUACAUCAAACAUGGAGAUAAUCAAGAGUUUCUGGUCAAUACCAAUUGCUCUGUUCUCCUGUUGCUACAUUACAUCCGAAAGAAAAUGGGGUUGCGUAAAACAAGCACCAUUGAUUUGUGUGAUGAAACUGGGACCAUGAAGUUACUUUUCCUGUCAAAGACACCCGGAGACUAUGCCACCAAAUUCCUUACAGCUCGAAAUACCUACUACGUUUGUAAAGUGGAACGUGGAGCACCAGGUACCAGGAUUGAGAAUUCCUACAAAGCUGUCGUGCCCCUCUUGAAGAAUCCAGACCCCGAACUAGUUGAGUCCCUGCGCACACAAUGUGACUUCCUGGAGAGGAGCAGAAUAAAGAUGCUUAGAACUCUAGAAGCUAAGAGAUUGGCAGCCAUGGAAUCCUCUUUAAAUCUCACAGCAAGAGCCUCCAAGAGUAGUGGAACCCAGCAGAUCUCUGGCCCAAGCAGCCAACAGAAGUCCAAAUCUGGACGAUCCGAUGAAGAUGGGCCACCUCCCACCCGAAGACCAUUCUAUAAGACUAGAGCAGACUUUCUCAAGAGACAUCGUUAACUCAAUAAAGAGACCAAGUGAGAGCAGCAA
This is a messenger RNA of Mesocricetus auratus (golden hamster), 995 nucleotides long. It is a transcript of the gene CUNHXorf65, whose product is annotated as chromosome unknown CXorf65 homolog. The record is from RefSeq and is a predicted model, not a curated record. The coding region runs from base 390 to 965 and encodes 191 amino acids. The transcript has 6 exons. NCBI's taxonomy places the organism in Eukaryota, Metazoa, Chordata, Mammalia, Rodentia, Cricetidae.